Heterobilharzia americana is the source of this 2487-nucleotide messenger RNA. The record is from the annotation of a GenBank genome assembly. Lineage: Eukaryota; Metazoa; Platyhelminthes; Trematoda; Strigeidida; Schistosomatidae.
AUGGCUUACAAAUUUCACAAUAUAGAUCCUAGUCUCACGGAUCCGUCUGUAAUUAACAGAGGUCUAAAAAUUCUUCACGAAUUGAAGAAAACUGAUUUUCCAAAGGAGUAUAUACUUUAUGCUGCAAUAUACACUGGCUUCCGCUCUACUCGCCUGGCAGCUGAAUGGAUCGCUUCCCAUUUGAAUGAUCCCUUACUAAACAGAGACGUUGAAGUGGACUUUCAUGUCUACUUGAGUGUCGGAGAAAAGUUUGGUUCCGACGCUUCAUCAUUCCUGUCAGCUGCACGAACUGCUUUGGGAUGGUUUUGCGUUUUUGACGGUCCAACACAAAUCCCCUUGCUUCAUCUAAGAGUCAAACCACAUGAUGCCUUACAAUUACAGUCCAUCUUUGUUAGAACAUUCGGUCUGCUGGAUUCUAUGUCGCCUACCAGUUCUAAGAUGUUUGAACUACUAGUGGACACUGAAGUAUCUGUUACUUGCAGAUUCCCAGAUCCCGGGAUGUAUGCCUUACUCAAGAAAGUUUCGGAGUCCUUCCUGCAAAAUUUAUCACAAGCUGGCUUAAAUUUCCGCAUAAUUUCUAAUUCAUGCAAAUCAAAUUAUUCGUUAACACUAGUCAAUAAUAUUACCAACUGCAGUGAUAAAAUUUCAGUUUUAAAUCAAUUAAGAGAGGCCUACUUUCGCAAUUCCUACAAUAUUUGUGAAUCUAAUCAACAACCAAUUGAUCAUCAGUUAAAAUUUUGUUUAUACUCUCAUGAUCCUCGUUUAAACGACUCAGAUCAAGAAGUAUUUGAAAUGUUAACUGAUGUAGAAACUGAUAACAUUUCUCCUCUUAUCAGUUCAUACGUUGAGAAUGGUUCUACCAAGGCUGAGGAGGUGGGACAAAAAUCUGCGGAUUUUUCAACUAAUAUUGAUAAUAAAUUGAAAGGAAGUUGUAAUAUUAGUCAGCUACAAUGUGAUAACCGUUUGAUUGAAGCUCUUGAUUGUUCAACUCGUUCAUCACCGGGAUGUCAAACGCAUAUUCUUUCGCAUUAUGCUGGUGAUUAUGUUUUGCUAACUGAUUCCAUUUGUUUGAAUGGACGACUAGGUUGCCCAUUUGGGAUAAAUUUAUGUACUGGUGAAUCUGGUCUCUUCAAUAUGUUGGCUGGUAGACGUAUACCGCGAAGUCAAACAUGGACACUGCAUUGUUCUGUCCCAGUAAAUUCUUCAUCUGUUGAAUCGUGUUCCAGGUGCAAUUGCACAAAGGAAAAACACUAUAGCGAAGAAUUCAAAAGACAGAUAAGUCAAAACUCAAGCCUUAUGGCUAUAAAUCUAAAUUCAUCGUGCCCUCAGUUAUCAUCGUCAUCUUUAUGUUUUCCCAAUUCAUCAAAACAUUCCUUUACCUCUUCGUCAACAUCAUCCGCUUCUGGACCAACUAUUGAUCCUGAGGACAGAUCUACUGUGCAAUCAGAUAGUCAGCGGAAUUCAUACCUUACUAGCGGUCCAACUUCAAGUUGCUCAAUUGAAUUCCAGCCUACAACAAAUAACAUGACAAAUGAUGACUUAAAUCAUAUCAAUAUUAAUGCUAAUGAUAAAAGCUAUAGUUAUCAGCAUAUCGCAACAACAACUAGCGCUAAACGCCAUAGUCAUACUAAGUCGAGACAGAUGUAUGUUAUGCGACAUGCUGAACGUCUGGAUAUCAGUUUUGGUCACGCAUGGGUUACUCAGUGUUUCGAUCAUAGAGGCGUCUACCGUAGAUUUAAUUUGAAUCUACCACCUUGGUUGCCCCCUCGAUCAGAUUGUCUAGAAUAUAUCUUGGACUCACCAAUAACUCAAGUUGGCCUGUUUGUAUCAGCUGAAACUGGUCGAGCAUUAGCAGAUGCCGGUGUUUAUUUUACUGCAUGCUAUUGUUCUCCGGCCUUCCGAUGUGUUCAAACUGCUUGUGAAUUACUACGGGCAAUGGGUCGCUCUGAUUUAGCUGUUCGCAUUGAGCCACAUUUAUUUGAAUGGUAUGGUUGGUAUGUUGGUGGUUGUGCACCGAAAAUGAUGACAGUUGAUCAGUUGAAAAAUGCUGGUUAUAAUGUGGAUACAAGUUACAAGCCUCUAAGCGUUUUCAGUGAGAAGGAUAUUCAUGAAUCUAUACAAGGCUAUUUUAAUCGUACUGCUGUGCUAGUUAAGCGUAUUUUGAAUGUUCAUAAAUCUAAAGAUACAUGUUUACUGAUUGUUGCUCAUGCUUCUUCAUUGGAUACAUGUACACGUCAUUUGGUUUAUCAUGGUCUAAAAAGUAACUUAUCAGCUGAUGAGUUUCAACAUCGUACAUCAAUUGUCCCUUAUUGUGGUCUGUUGCUAGCUCAAGAGGAUCGCCGAUGGAAGCUGGUCGACCCACCGGUACCAAAUGUAUGUUCUUAUGCAAGAAACUCUGAUUUCGAUUGGAAGCAGUUACUUGGACCGACGUUAUGUAAUUUCAAGAUUCUUAACAACCUUAAACAUUCAUCGAUGCAACUUCACUAA